UGGGUCCUUCCAUAUUAGCAUCUAAUGUAACAGGUUUGGCAGGUGUUUCGCCAGUGAGCUACCUGAACAAGGUGUGAUUAGUCAAUCGAAAACACGCAACAGGAACUAAGAGGAAGUCUGUUUUUUAAAGAAAAUGAGUAACCCUAUCCCAUCUAACCUGGGGUCCGAGGCAAAGAAGGCGGCCAAAAUCCUGCGGGAUUUCACCCAAAUCUCCAGCCGUACGGGACCGGACAAACUCAUCCCAGCCCAUGUGAUUGCAAAGGCAGAGGGUCUGGCCAUCAUAUCGGUCAUCAAAGCGGGGUUCAUGAUAACCGCUCGAGGAGGCAGCGGGAUCGUCAUCGCUCGACUCCCUGAUGGACGGUGGUCUGCACCUUCGGCUAUUGGGAUUGCAGGUCUUGGUGGGGGAUUCGAGAUUGGAGUUGAGGUGUCAGAUCUGGUCAUCAUUUUGAACUACAGGCGUGCCAUCGAAGCAUUCGCCAAGGGAGGGAACCUCACCCUGGGGGGGAACUGCACUGUGGCAGUGGGACCAAUGGGCAGGAACAUUGAGGCGGACGUGGCGUUGAGAAGCACAGCUGCUGUGUUUACGUACUGCAGGUCCCGCGGCCUGUUUGCAGGGGUGUCGCUGGAGGGGUCCUGUCUAAUCGAACGCAGAGAAACUAACAGAAAGUUUUAUUCUCAGGAUAUCCGGCCGCUUUCCAUCCUGAAUGGGGAGGUGGAGCCUCCAGAUGCAGCUAAUGACCUCUACUCCAUCCUGGAUGAUUACACCGCCAAAUACACCUCCGACUGGGAGCGCAAAUACCAGCGCCAGUCCACCAAGAGUAAUGCUCCACCGAGACCAAGGCCACCUUCUCAGCGCUCCACCCAGGGCCCCGCCCCCAGCCAGAGCCCCGCCCCCAUUAAGGGUCCUGCCCCCAGCCAGUGGUCUGCCCUUAGCCAGUGGCCUGAAGGUACCCCUGCCUCUCCCUAUGCAAAGCCAUCUCUCUACCCCAAUGUUUCUGCUUUCAAAUCCGAAAGUGCAGCCCCCAGCAGAGCUCCAGUCGGCCCUGUUGUUGUCACGGCGAUGCACCCCUUCGCGGGCCAGCAGCCAGGAGACCUGAGCUUCAAUGUGGGCGACAAGAUCACCGUGACGACCAAAACGGACUCGCAGUACGACUGGUGGGAAGGGCAGCUGCACGGGCGCGUUGGCAUCUUUCCCGCCAACUUUGUGUCCUUCAGCUGAUCUUGGGUCAGUCCGCACCCCUGCCCCACACACAGCCUGCUUCUGCACUACUUUACAACGUGGACUCUCUUUUUCUGGGGUUGGGGAGUGUGUAAAAUCACCUCCAGUGUAAAACCGAUUCCUGUGCCAAACAUGGUUUCCUGUGUAAAAUGUGGUUUCUCUGCCACUUAUCUCAAAAAUAGUUAGUAAUAUAUGUAGCCCUAUACUCAGAGUAUAUACUUAGAGCACAUAUAGGGCUACAUAUAAACAGCAAACGUUUUGCUAAAGAUUUUUGCAUUGAAAUUUAACAGAAUUUCUGGUGUUGUAUCAAUUUGUUUCUUAUUGAUUUUAUUUGUUUGGUUUCACUUUUGUUUUAAAAUAUCAUACUGUGGCGAUUUUAAAUUAAAUGCUCAAAUGAGUUCAGCACUUUAAAAUGUCAUUUUCUGGAUUUUUUAUUUUGUAAUUUUUUUGGUUUUUGUUUGGAGACUUCUCUCUAUCAUACUUCUUAGUCCCCACUCCAUAAUCUCAGCUCUAUACCACACACUAUAAUCUCAGUGUACAACUAAUGUGAGCUGCAGUUACUCAUGGCUAACAGCGUGAAGCUAACGUGAGCUGCAGUUACUCAUGGCUAACAGCAUAGAGCUAAUGUGAGCUGCAUUUACUCAUGGCUAACAGCGUAAAGCUAAUGUGAGCUGCAGUUACUCAUGGCUAACAGCGUAAAGCUUAUGUGAGCUGCAGUUACUCAUGGCUAACAGCGUAAAGCUAAUGUGAGCUGCAGUUACUCAUGGCUAACAGCGUAAAGCUAAUGUGAGCUGCAGUUACUCAUGGCUAACAGCGUAAAGCUAAUGUGAGCUGCAGUUACUCAUGGCUAACAGCGUAAAGCUAAUGUGAGCUGCAGUUACUCAUGGCUAACAGCGUAAAGCUAAUGUGAGCUGCAGUUACUCAUGGCUAACAGUGUAAAGCUAAUGUUGGCUGCAGUUACUCAGGGCUAACAGCAUAAAGCUAAUGUGAGCUGCAGUUACUCAUGGCUAACAGCGUAAAGCUAAUGUGAGCUUCAGUUACUCAUGGUGUUAAGCAUUAUUUAAAUAUUUAUGGUACAGCUGGGUUUCAUGCAGGUUGCUGAUUGGUCACAUUGGGCUGUGUAAUGGUGCAUUUUUAACAGGCUGAUGGGGGGACAUCUUCACGAUUUUACCAGAAAGUAUGACUCAAACAGCACUUUCAUGUUAUGCUGCUGCUUAUGAAGGUAUCUAUUUUUAUACAGUAAAAAUCUGUGCUUGAAAAUGUUCCACCGUGGGAAAAUAAAACCUGAAUUUAAAUGCUGUUAUUUAAGUGUUCAAGGAUCACCAGGUACAUCACGGAUGGAGGGAUAGGAGCAAUGAAUGUGCAGAAUGUGGUGUUGUUUAUUGUCCUAUAAUAAUAGUUUAUGGUGUUGAAUGUACUAUUCUUCUGGCUUUUUUUAAAACUUUAUGUUGAGCCUUCUCCUUCCUCUGUUCACUUAUUUUCAGUGAAAUAGCAAGUUAUACAAGUAUAUCACAUAAUUGAUGUGGUUUUAAAAACAUUUGCUGAUUUAUAAAUUUGAAUUAAAUUAUAAUUUAAUAAAAAAUUACUGUGAUUUUUGUAAGGGUAAAAUCCAUGUGUUAAAGCUUCUAAUAAAGAUACUUUUCCUAGCGUU
Molecule: messenger RNA, 2870 nt
Organism: Anguilla rostrata (American eel)
Lineage: Eukaryota; Metazoa; Chordata; Actinopteri; Anguilliformes; Anguillidae
Gene: sh3yl1
Product: SH3 and SYLF domain containing 1
Exons: 10
Coding region: 134-1219 (361 amino acids)
Biological process (GO): regulation of ruffle assembly
Cellular component (GO): ruffle membrane
Molecular function (GO): protein binding; phosphatidylinositol binding
Source: RefSeq, a predicted model, not a curated record